AUGAAGAAAUUUUUUCUUUUCGUUUUUGGCACUUUUGCCAGCGGACAACUUCAAAUUGUCACUUCCAGCGAUCCGGAUCCCUCUGGACCUCCCGAUCCGGCCCUUGACUGGCAUAACGGACCUCAAGGGCUGAGCAACAGCAUCAUUGUAAGAUGCAAGAACACUAACUGGGAAUGGUGGACAAACGAGCACAAAGAUGCUAUCAUUCUUCCUUGUGGAAGAAGCGAUUGCGAUUUCGCUACUCAAACUUGCGAAAACAGCGCUGAUGAAACUACCUAUACUUGCAUCGACAAACCAACAACAACAACAACCACCACAACAACGACAACAAUAACAAUAUCGUCAACAUCAACAACAACAUCAACAUCAACGACAACGUCAACAACAACGACUACAACAACAUCGACCACUACCACUACAACUCCUGGAGAAGGAACACCCGCUGAUAAAGACUACGGUGCAGAAGCUGUUGAUGAAGUUUCUGACAUCAUAGAUGAAAUCGACGCGGAUCUUGAUGCCAAAACGCUCAAACAAGUCAAAAAAGCGGUCAAGAAUCUCAAGAAACUCGUCAAAAAGCUACUGAAGCACAACAAAAAGCUCGAAAAGAAGGACGGCUGUACUUUUGAAGCCCCAAACAUCACUCCUAUCCGCAACGGAUGUAACGGACUUGCUGAUGCGGAGGGCAAUCUUGAUGCUUGGACUCGAGCAUACGGAAUGAACUGCAAAAAGGACUUUUCAAAGAGGAUAAAUAGGAGUUCUUAUGUCGACCGAUUGAUUUCAAAGUAUUUGACCAAAUCGAUGAAAACUUUGAAUCAAUCAAUUGGAUGCUGA
Oikopleura dioica is the source of this 831-nucleotide messenger RNA. NCBI's taxonomy places the organism in Eukaryota, Metazoa, Chordata, Appendicularia, Copelata, Oikopleuridae. The record is from the annotation of a GenBank genome assembly.